Molecule: messenger RNA, 1256 nt
Organism: Seriola aureovittata
Lineage: Eukaryota; Metazoa; Chordata; Actinopteri; Carangiformes; Carangidae
Product: P2Y purinoceptor 1-like
Exons: 1
Coding region: 1-990 (329 amino acids)
Biological process (GO): G protein-coupled receptor signaling pathway
Cellular component (GO): membrane
Molecular function (GO): neuropeptide receptor activity
Source: RefSeq, a predicted model, not a curated record
AUGAAUAACACAUCUUGUCCUCGUGUCAGCCUUGACUUUACAACCACUUUCCUUCCUCCUGUUUUCAUCUUGGUAUUCAUCAUUGGUCUGGUGGCUAAUGGAUUGGGACUGAAGUCUUUGCUGCAGAACUGGGAAAAACUGAAGAUCAUCAAUGUGUUUGUUCUCAACCUCGGACUUGCAGAUAUUUUGUAUCUGCUCACACUACCAUUCUUGGUGGUGUACUACUUUAAGGAGAGUACAUGGAUCUUUGGAGAUGCAUUCUGCAAGAUAACAAGAUUCUGCUUCAACCUGAAUUUAUAUGGCAGCAUUGGAUUCCUUACUUGUAUAAGUGUGUACAGGUACCUGGCUAUUGUCCAUCCAGUGAGAGUGAUGGGAAGAAUAACUGUCACUCAGUCUGUGGCUAUCUCAGUCAUGGUUUGGCUGUUGGUGGGUGUUCAAAGUCUUCCAGACAUGUUCUAUGCCAAAACCAAUGAAGGAAAUACGUCAGCAAAAUGCUAUCAUACCACCACUGGAGCCUAUGUUGAGGAUUACCUGAAAUACAGCCUUGGAUGGACACUGACUGGGUUUUGUAUCCCACUCCUCAUCACCCUGGGCUGCUAUGGACACGUGAUUGUCGUUCUCUGUCGCAAAAAUACCACUCACAUGGAACUUAAACAAAGGAGUUUGAGGUUGUUGUUUAUUUCGAUCCUCCUAUUCUCUGUUUGUUACAUUCCCUAUCACGUAGUUAAGAACCUUAACCUCUGGUCGAGAGUUCUGGACAAACAGAUGAUAUGCCGUAAAUGGUCUGCGAGAGUUUACAUCGCUCAUCAGAUAAGUCGUGGCCUUGUGUGUCUGAACAGUGCUCUCAACCCUCUGGUUUACCUCCAUGUGAAUGAAGAAAUUCCUGCUCAGGUCAGACAGCUGCUUCAGCGAGCUCGUCAAAUGUUCAACCGUUUGUUUCUGUCAAACUCCGACUCUUCUCCUGUGGCUCAAACUGCAGACGAAGAUUAACGCGAGUAAACAUGUCACUAAUUCUAUUAAAAGAAUCCUAUAAACAUCUGUGCAAAAUGCCCAUGCAAAUUGUAGAUGAAGUUAAAUAUAACAAUGUUCAGUGAAUGAAAGCUCAAACAGCUGCUCUGCAACUUCUUUAGACUAACAUCUAGCUCUUUAUUGUAUAUUACUUAAAACAUUAGUUCAUUUCAUUUCUGACCUUUGUGUUUGUUGUAAUGCUUUGUUAUUAUAUACAGAAAAAGUCAAAUAAACAAGUCUUAACAAGU